AUGACAGCUGUGGAGUCGCAACUGCAAUUGUUCUGGGAUCGGUUUCGAGUGUGCCGGCCAUCCCAUAUGAUUUUCGAGGCAAGUGAUGCUGGCCAAGUCGUGCUGAAGAGGACGUUGCCCUUUCUGAUUCAUGGAGACGAAGGCAGAGGGAAAAAGAAGCAGGGCGUGCUGAUUGUCAACGCGCACUCAAUCCUAGGAAAGGGUGUUGCGACAAAGAGAAAAAGGAAGCCUGGCACAGAGCAAGGUAUGAAUUAUUCUGGCUCAACAUUCUGCACAAGAUUUGUUUUGGGAGUUUUGCCCAAAUCGUGGUACGAAGAGAAUGAUGAUGCUUACUUCGGUCUGGUUGAUCGGCUUGCUGAUGAUUUCUCAACUUUGGCCACGACUGGUAUCACAGGGCCGGACAACCAACGGUUUUGGGCAGCAACUUUGUAUUGCAAAGGUGAUUGGCCUUUUCUGUUAAAGGUUGGGCACUUGUGGCGAUCAUUCCACAACGCACCCAAGAAAGAAUCCUCACGGACACCAUGUACUGGAGUGUGCCAUUUGUGUGAUGCCGGUGUCCCAGACGUGCCGUAUGAGGACCUCACAAUGAACGGGGAAUGGGUCUUCACGCAGGGCACCACAGUUCCGUGGACACAAUACCCAGACUUGCUUGCUUCGUGCCCACACGACAGAUCCUUCCCUGCAACUUUCUUCGCGCCAGACCCUUGGCACAACUGGCACCUGGGCGAAGGCCGAGCCUUGGUAGCCAAUUGCAUGAAGCUUAUUUGCCCACUUGCUGAUGGCAGCAACAUGGACCAGAAGGUGGAUUCCUUGUUCGAAGACUAUAAAGCAUAUUGCAAGCAGAACCGCAGACAGGUAUAUGCUUCGAGAUUUUCUGCAAACAUGUUCAACUUGAUCGGAAAUGAAUUCCCGUCAGGAAGCUGGACGAAGGGAAACUUCACCACUUCCCUGGUGAAGUGGUUGGAUCAUUGGCUGAAUUCCAGGCGGAAUACGUUUGAGGACGGCUCGCUGUUAAUGAAGGCAGCUACGGCAACUAGCCUUGCCAACCAAGUCUUCACAAGGCUGUACCUCCAACCUUUGUGGAUACCUGGCCACAUUGCCCGCUCCAUCGCCUCACAAUGGGAAAACUUUUUGGUGCUACAUCAGCGGAUGGCGGCCCAGGCCAUUGCAGAAAAUAGGAUUCGGCGCAAAAAGAAAGAGUUGACGCGUAUCACCAACCAGAUCAGCGGCAUCAACAAAAGUCCCAGCUCGAAGCUGAAUGGGGAUCGACGAAGCCUAGAUGGCAUGACACCACUGCAGGAAUAUUGCAAUGCCAUCAGUAUGAUCAUCCCAGGUCUUGUUUGCAUGUACCUGUACAAACAUCAGCCCUACGAAAACUGGUGGAGCUGGCGAAUGAGUUGGAUGACUUUCUCCGUGCUGAUUCAUCUUCCUUUCAGCUGCAGCUACCAUGUGCUCCUGGCAAAGCGCUUGCUGGAGGAUGCAGUUGACAACACGGUUCCUUGCAGUUUGAUCUCACCCAAAAACAACCAGGCGCGGCGGUUGGAUCAAAGCUUCAUUCACUUCACUUGCCUGGUCACAGGCGUGGCCUUGUCCCAGGACGAAAUCUUCUCGACGAUCUGUGUGAUCCUCAAUCUGUAUUUCAUCAGCCGCCUCUGGGCUGCCAAAGACGCUGGCCUCCUGGAGCGCAUGGGGAACAUCGGCGUGGGCGUGGUGAUGUACGGCUUGCCGCCUCUGCUCCGAGGCGACUUCGUCAACGUGUUGCUUGGAGCUAGCUACUUUGCCCUGGGUGCUGUGAUGAUGUACUUGCGCGUUGGUGGCUGGGGUCAUUGUCUGCUCCACAUCUUUUCUGGUGGACUUUGCUAUCAUGCCAUGCAAGCAAGUAGCCUCCUCGCCUAG
Cladocopium goreaui is the source of this 1896-nucleotide messenger RNA. Lineage: Eukaryota; Dinophyceae; Suessiales; Symbiodiniaceae. The record is from the annotation of a GenBank genome assembly.